AUGACGUUUCAUGCCCAAUUGCUUUUGGUGCUUUCAAUUUUACUAUCAGCAAACAGUUCCCUUGUACCAAUUACUUCCGUGAAUCACGAUGAAGUCAUGCAGAAUAGUCGACUGACAUUCGUAUCAUUCACGGCUUCUUGGUGUCCAUUUUCUCAGAUGCUUCUGACGUCAUUCACUGAUGCAGCUAUCACAUAUAAAGAGAAGCAUCCGGAGAGAAAAACGAUUUGGGGAAAUGUGGAUUGUAUGAACGAGAAUGAGCUUUCGAAUAAGUAUUCUAUCAAUAAAUAUCCAACGAUGAAAGUGUUUUUCUAUGGUCAUUUGGUAACAGAAUAUCGUGGAUCUCGUCAGGUUCAGGCAUUGAUAGACUACGUGGAGCAGAUGGAGAAUACAACAAGUCUUGUGAAACUGAAUGAAGUUGAGAGUCUGACACAAUGGCAACGAUAUGCUGUACCCCAGAAAGGAACUCUUAUUCUCUGGUUUCCACGUGGAUCUCCGCCAUUCGAGUUGAUUCUUAAAGCAAUCGUAUUGAUUCAUGACCGAUUGACAGUAGUUGUUCCGGAAGUUUCGAAUCUUUUGGAGCAUGAAGAACACAAAUUAUGGUUUUCUUUGGACGGAGAACAUGUUCAACAUUUUAAUGGAAGUGUGACAAAUUUCAAAGAAAUUAUGGAGUGGGUUAAGCAAAGAUCAGAAGGAAUGGUUCGAGAAUUGACAUUUGAGAAUAUGGAAGAAAUGGUUGAAGAUGGAAAACCAAUGCUCAUUUUGCUGCGAAAAAAAGAUGACAAAGAAACAGAGAAGAAGUUUGUAGAGGCUAUUCGCCGGGAAUUGGAGGGAGACCUUCUCUCAAAAGUGAAUCCACUGAUGGCUGACGGAGGAAUUCUCACAGCAGUGCUUCGUCAUUUCAGAAAAGAUGUCAAUGACCUUCCAUUUCUUCUCAUUGAUCAACUUGUUCAUUCUUAUCCAUCUCCCUGGAGUGGUGACGAGAUAUUCGCGAAAGGAAACAUCAAGCAGUUCGUUGUCGACCUGUUCAACGAAACUCAUCACCGUAAGCUUCACAAAAAAGUUGACGAGCUCUUGAAAAAGAUAUUGGCUGAAACAGAGAGAAUUGAAAAACAAGCAGAAUUGGAAGAUCAGAAGACUGAAGCUCCUAAAACACUCACAAAACAAGAGAGUUUGUUCAAACAACUGAAACCAGGAAAGAAUCGGUAUUCUUUCGCAAAAGAAGAACUUUAG
Molecule: messenger RNA, 1230 nt
Organism: Caenorhabditis remanei
Lineage: Eukaryota; Metazoa; Nematoda; Chromadorea; Rhabditida; Rhabditidae
Exons: 4
Coding region: 1-1230 (409 amino acids)
Source: RefSeq, a predicted model, not a curated record